Molecule: messenger RNA, 4341 nt
Organism: Rattus norvegicus (Norway rat)
Lineage: Eukaryota; Metazoa; Chordata; Mammalia; Rodentia; Muridae
Gene: Evc
Product: EvC ciliary complex subunit 1
Biological process (GO): smoothened signaling pathway; positive regulation of smoothened signaling pathway; endochondral bone growth
Cellular component (GO): ciliary basal body; plasma membrane; plasma membrane protein complex
Source: RefSeq, a predicted model, not a curated record
AGUGCACGGUAGGGCUAGCCCGGAAAGGCUGAAAGUUUGGAGCGGCGGGUCCAAGCUCCUCCCACGGCUCGGGCGCAGCGGGAAAGGGUACCGAGGCGAGGAGCUGGCGGGCGGCGGGAUGCGGCGGGUCACCCGCCCGAGCCCUCAUGACCUGCAGGAGAGAUGCGCGACUGCAGCUGGGCCGGGAAGCCCUGCAGGCGGCGCCUACGCUGCUGGUCCCCGCAGUGCUACUGGGUGCCUUACUCGGCCUGGGCCUCGGCCUGUGGCUCGGCUGUCGUGCGAGGCGCUUGCGCGCGCGGCUCCAGAAAGAUGACACAAAACAUCUGCUCAGGAGUUCGGAGCCCCCUGCACAGAGCCUCCGGGAUACUAGCUCCAAAGCCAGGAGGCGACAGAGAGAAACCACUCGAGAUGAAGAUGCUCCUGAGGUGUGUGAGCCGUCCUUGAGUGGCAACAUCACGGCCUUUGCACUGAAAGCCAGAGUUGUCUAUCCCAUCAACCAGAAGUUCCGGCCUCUGGCUGACGGAUCCUCCCACCCAUCGCUGCAUGAAAACCUGACACAGGCAGCAGCCAUCCUGCCUCACCUUCCCCACCAGCCGGCAGAGGCCUCGCCAGCCAGCAGUCUGGGCAGCCUGAGCCAGGCUGGCAAGGAGGAUGGCAGCUCCUCCUCCAGCAUGCAGUCAACCUACAGCGACGACAGGGUCCUCCAGUGUGCCUUCCUCCGGGUGGGCAGCUUCCCUGAGAUUCUGGCCUAUGAGAGUGUAGAUAUUGACCUGUGUGUCUGCAGCCUUCACCUGAAAGACCUGCUUCAGGUAGACGCGGCGCUGAGGCAGGAGAAGCACCUGAUGUUCCUUCAGAUUCUUAAAGCAUGCCUCCUGGAAUGUUUUCCUAAAAAGAAGCCUGAGGAGGAAUUAUACCAGAAGAUUCUUUCCAAACAAGAACAUGAUUUGGAGGAAUUAGAAAAAGGACUUCAGGCCAGAUUGGCAAACACAGAAAUGUUAGGUACCGGCGACUCUGGCUACAUUUCCCUGGCAGAUGUGGAGAGGAAGGAGAGAGAGCUCUCAGAGCAGCUCAUAGACAAUAUGGGAGCUUUCUGGAAGCAGAUGGAAAGCAUGCAGCCCAUUCUCAUGGACCAGCUUAAGUGUUCCAGCUCCAAGGCACGGCAGCUCAUGAUGACUCUGACGGGAAGAAUGAUUGUCGCUGAAGGACUGCUGCAUGAGUCUCAGGACCUGCAUGUCCUGGACACUCUGGAGAGGACAAUGGGUCGAGCCCACAUGGCAAGAAUUGUAGAGUUCCUGAGGACCCAGAUCCAGGAGGAGACCAAGUGCCGGCUGGCCGCCAUCUCCCGUGGCCUGGAGCUGCUGACUGUCCAGGGGCAGCUGUCUGGGAGGCAGAAGGAGGAACUUCUGACCCAACAGCACAAGGCCUUCUGGGAGGAGGCAGAGUGCUUUGGCAGGGAGUUUAUGCAGCGGGGCAAAGACCUGGUCCAGGUGUCUCAGGCUCACCGGGCAGAGGCAGUGGCAGAGCUCACACGGGCCCAAGAAGAAGAACGGAGGAUUUUCCUGGCUGAUACCCAGCCAACCUCAGAUCCGGAAGAGUUCCUCAAGGCUUUUCAUGAGGUACUGGAGAGGCAGCGGCUGACACGGAGUGACCAGGAGGGGGAGGAGGACACCAGGAUCACUGAGGCCAUGGCUGCGCUCUGCCAGGAGCUCUACUGUGGCACCAUGGAAACGUUCCAAAAGUUUGUGGACACCCUGUUUCUGAAGACCCUCCCGGAAGUGAGCAGCCUCCCUGUGGCAGAAUGCGAGGCCCUGAGGCAACAGGUCCAGGAACAGGCAGCAAGGCAGCUGGGGCAGGCAGACCGAUUCCGCAGACGACAGUGGGGGCUCCUGUGUGACCUCUUGGAGCAGGACAAACGGGUGUGGCUGGAGGAGUGCACGCUCUCCACAGUGCUGCAGAGGCAGCUGCGGGAUCACCACGAGAGCACCAUCCACGGGGUCCUGAGCAGAUUCAGUGGCCUCUCGGAAGAGUCCACACGAGGCAUCCUGCAGGGACAUGAGCUGCUGCUGUGCUCUGCUCUGCGCAGACUGGCCCUCCGAGGUACCACCAUCACUGCCCUGGCUCAGAUGAGGCUGUCUGGGAAGAAGAGGCUCCUGCAGGAGCUACAUGAGCAGCUAGCUUUAGAGCAGGGUGUGUCCCCAUGCCUGGAGGAGCAUCAAUGGCAGCUGCUCAGAGCCCUGGAGGCACGGAUCCUGGAGGAGACAGCCAGGUUGGAGGAUGAGGCACAGCAGACCGCUCUGCGGCUCCAGCAGCAGCUGCUGGCGGAGGCACAGGAAGCAGGGCAGCUGUUGCAGCUGCACUCGGAGCGGGCCAUUGGGCAGGCGCUGCUGGUACAUGCUAGGAAUGUAGCCAGCAAAGGCCGGACCAGGGAUAAGGAAGACUUUAAGAGGACGCUGGUGGAGACAGUGGUGGAGAGUGUGUAUGUGACCAGCACUAGUGUCAACCGCCUUGUGCAGGUGCAUUACCAGGGCAUCGGGAAGCUCCUGCAGGCCCAUGAAGAACAAUUGCUGCAGCGCCUGAAGACCCUACAGGAUGAGAGAAUCAAUGCUUACAAGCUGUGGAAGAAGCAAGAAUUCAGUGACCCACCAUCAGAGAGCCAGACACCAGGCGGUACCCAUGGAGCGCCCCAGGCUGUACAGCAGAGGAUGACGUCACAGCGGAAGAAGCUCCUGGACCAGUUCACAAAGCACCAGCAGGGCCGCCUGAACUCUCAGAGGCAGAAGGCACAAGAGCUGGACCAGCUGGAAGCCCAGCUUGAGACCCAGCUGCAGGAAGCUGAGCAGACCCUUAUCUCGGAGCUGGCGACAUUGGCCCGAGUGCCCCUUGCUGAGAACAAGCCAUUCUCCAACAAGCGAGGCCUGCCAGAGAAGCCGGUAAGGACCAAAAGGAAGAAGCCCCCACCUCGGGAGAGAGAGGACCUGGGGCUACCAAACGAUGACCACCCUGCCUUGGCCGACCACUCCACAGGACCACUCAGCAACGGAAAGCUGGGUCAGCAGGACGGCGAAGCUUGUGAUGGAGAAAACACGAGGAAGAUACUGCAGAAAAGAAGCAAUCUGUGAGCUGCUGAGACGGCCUGCCAUGCACCUCACUUCCUCUGUGCGACUGGGGGACAGAAGAAUAGGCCAGUCUUGAGAGAGGGGGUGCCACCUGCCUUAGAAAGUGAAGAUGGCGAGACAGUAGCACCAAGUGCCUGGGAUCAUUGGAAACGAUGGGGACAUGCCCUUGAGAAUGUAGCAUCUCAGCUUUCACCCUGGACCUCUUGCCCUGAUCUCUUCCUCCCUCAGGAGGGUCCUCUACCCCUGCCCUCCAGCCUCACACAGUGUCUUGGUGCUGCCUAACAGUCUGGUUAGAGAUUGGAGACCCUGAUUCCCAGCAUGCAUGAAGUCCUGCCCAUCAGGGUCUCAGCAUGGCUGGUAUUUUCCAGGCCUGAGGCCACUGUUUCAUCUCCACCAUCCACAGUCAUCCCCUGGUCCCUGGCUCUGGCUGCCAGGAUCCCAACUGGAACCAACUUUUGGCCUUGCUAUUUCUAUCUGUUGGCUCAGGUAGCCCUGGGACCUGGGCACCCAAGGAUGUGUGAGUCCCAGGGCCAACGUUCUUGGCAUAACAAAGGGGUUCCAGACACACAGACCUGUUCUGAACCACUCAGAACAUGGGGACCAUACUUGCCUGUCACAUAUAACAAGGAGUCCUCUGUGGGCAGGGAAGACAUAGAAGGACACUGUUCCUACCACCAGGAGUCGCUGAGGAGAGGAAAUCAUCCCUCGAGGAGACACCCACAGGUCACCUGCCCUUCCGAGGGAUGAUGAAGACUUCAUAAGCUUUCAAACCAGCCACACUUGCCCCAUAGGCCAGAGGCCUUUCCCACCCAGGGGGGCUUUCUCUUCCAGCAGCAUCUAGGAUUCCCAAUCAUCACUGUCAACAUUUGGGUAUGAUCACUCAUUAUCCAGGUGUGAAAGCUGCUGCUGCCAAAGAUGGAGUCUCUUAUGUCAGACCCACACCCAUGUGGAGCUGGGAGGUUGUGGGCGGCACACACAGGUACAUCUGAGAUGAGAGCCAUCACUCAAUGGAAACACACCUUCAGGUUUCCUGCUCUUAGGAGACACCUCCCAAGGAACAGCAGUGUGUCUGGGAGUGACACCAGAGGCAGAAAGAGGGCCUGACUAAGGACUUGGCUGAGGCAGCAACCAAUGUUCCCUUUUCUUCCUCCAAUACUAUUCCCCCAGCCUCCUGUGCCAUAACCUCCUUGCUGCCUCUUCCUAAAUAAAGAACUCUACCCCAGGA